CCGGUGGACCAAAGACAGAGAGCAGCGAUGUGCCUGGUGGAGAAGCACAUUAGACCAACUACUUAACUACGUGUCAGUACAAUUAGAAUCAUACAGUAGAUAUUACCAUUAGGAGUCAGUUAGAAAGGUAAUCAUACCUUAGUUAAGAUGGAUGACCACAUCAACAACCAGGUUAUUGAAGAAAAGCAGAAGAGAGCAAUGAGGAGAGUGAAGACUGAGACCAAUCGCUCAGGACCUGAGGAUUCAGGGAGAAGACUCUAUAGGAUGGUUUCUGUGAGCUUUGGGAUGCUGUGUGUUCUACAAGUCACUCUCAACAUCUCCCUGAGACUCGUCUAUAACAGAUGCUUCAAAUAUUCUGAAGAGAGAGACCAGCUACAGACCAGUUACAACAACCUGACCAAAGAGAGAGACCAGCUACGGAUGAGUUACAACAACCUAACUAAAGAGAGAGACCAGCUACAGACUGAGAGAGAUUUUCUUAGCAGGAGGUUUACCAAUCUCAUAGAACAAACAUGUCCUGAAGGCUGGCAGAAGUUUGAAUCCAGUUGGUACUUCCUGUCUACUGAGACUAAAACGUGGAAUGAGAGCAGAGAGGACUGUCUGAAGAGAGUAGCAGACCUGGUGAUCAUAACCAGUGAUGAGGAACAGACGUUUCUCUUCAACCUCAAGAAGAGGGUCUGGAUUGGUCUGACUGACUCUGUUAAUGAGGGGACCUGGAAAUGGGUGGACGGCACCCCACUGACCACAAGGUACUGGUAUGAUCCACAGCCUGAUAAUGGUGGUGGCUAUGCAGAACAUGGCGAGGAGCACUGUGCUGAAAUAAACAAAGUUCACCAUCAUCUGAAGGCAUGGAAUGACUUGUCAUGUGACAAGAAAAUCUACUUUAUUUGUGAGCAAGUGAUUUAACAUCACCAUGACAACAUACUGUAACACGUACAGCAGCUUAUAGUGCACAGAACUUUGUCUCUCUCUCUCUCUCUCUCUCUCUCUCUCUACACACCUAUUGUUGUAUUUUUUUGUUGUAUCAUAUUAAUAA
Molecule: messenger RNA, 1036 nt
Organism: Oncorhynchus mykiss (rainbow trout)
Lineage: Eukaryota; Metazoa; Chordata; Actinopteri; Salmoniformes; Salmonidae
Source: RefSeq, a predicted model, not a curated record